AUGAGUAAGUGACGUUAGCUCCCAGUUCGCCAGCAGCAGAGUGAAACAAACAUGGCGACAGAAUGGACCGGGCAGCAAGGCUACGUUCUAACUUUAAUCGUUUUCCUUUGGAGUGCAGUCGGGGGACGCACCGAUACAGCCACGUCGAGUGUCAGCAACAGCGGGACCCAGGUGCUUGGUAUGCGGCUGGAGAGGAGCGACAAACCGGCCACGACCACUGACGACGGGGUCAUACAGGUAACGGAGGAGAGCACAGUACAGCUACGGUUCUACGGUGUGCAGCUCAACUCAGGGCACCUGGGCGCAGAUCCGAUUCACGGAACGAGGGGAUGGGAGCGAGGAGGGGGGGGACAAUAACAUUAUUGACGACACACCUAACAGGACUUGUGUUGACUUCACCAAAGACUUCAGCAUUGCGACCUAUAUGAACAUCAGUAGCCGGGGGACCACGGGGGUACUCAGCGUAAACAUUAAGCCCCUUCGUAAGAGCGAGCCAUACAAGGAAUACGGGUUGUGCAUCAGGAGUUUGGCCAAUGGCAGGUGGGCUCUGCUCGGGGAUAGCGACGGGAGACUCCGGGUGGUAGAGGGGGAGAAAACUCUCCUCCCCCUGUGGUUCCAGAUCAUCCUUAUCUGCUGUCUGUUGGUGCUGUCUGGCAUGUUCAGCGGGCUGAACCUGGGGCUCAUGGCUCUGGACCCCAUGGAGCUCCGUAUAGUCCAGAGUUGUGGCUCAGAGAAGGAAAAGAAAUAUGCCCGCAAAAUUGAGCCCAUCCGCAGUAAGGGGAACUACCUUCUCUGCUCGCUGCUGCUUGGCAACGUCCUGGUCAACACCACACUCACCAUCCUCCUGGAUGACUUAAUAGGCUCUGGGCUGGGCGCCGUGGUCGCCUCCACAGUGGGUAUCGUGAUUUUCGGCGAGAUUGUCCCCCAGGCGCUGUGCUCUCGCCACGGGCUGGCGGUGGGCGCCAACACCAUCCAGGUGACCAAGUUCUUCAUGUUGCUCACCUUCCCCCUCUCCUUCCCUGUCAGCAAGCUCCUAGAUGUGCUCCUAGGCCAGGAGAUCGGCACCGUGUAUAACCGCGAGAAGCUGGUGGAGAUGCUCAGGGUGACAGAACCGUACAACGACCUGGUCAAAGAGGAGCUCAACAUGAUCCAAGGAGCUCUGGAACUCCGGAAUAAGACGGUGGAGAGCGUGAUGACUCCUCUGGCACACUGCUUCAUGAUCCAGAAUGAUUCGGUCCUCGACUUCAACACCAUGUCAGAGAUCAUGGAGAGCGGCUACACGCGUAUACCCGUGUUCGACGACGAGCGCUCCAACAUCGUGGACAUCCUGUACGUGAAGGACCUGGCGUUCGUGGACCCAGACGACUGCACCACGCUGAAGACCAUCACUAAGUUCUACAACCACCCGGUCCACUUUGUGUUCCAUGACACUCGACUGGACUCCAUGCUGGAGGAGUUCAAGAAAGGUGUGUGUAUCUGGAGGAUGGUUGUGUCUGCGUGUAUGUGUGUCUCUGCACGUGUCAUACAUCACCAUGCUUACAUACAUGGUUGAUGUAUUUCAAAUGCAUUAAUCUCGCUACAUAAUCAAUAGGCUACACAUUACACACACACACACUCUUUGACACACACAGCGAUGUGUCUGCCAUAUGGUGUGGACACACCACCCUGGCUGUAUUGACGUGUGUAUCGACGAGUGGAAUAUCUCGACGCAGUUGUCACGGCAGGGAACAAAUGUGAUACACACCACAAUCUAGGGGUCAGCAACUCUGACCCUGGAGAGCUACAUGGACAUGGUGUGCAGGUUUUAGUCCCAGACUUGCACUAAUCACACCUGGUUGAUUAGUUGAAUCAGGUGUGUUCGUGAUGGGCUGGAAUUAAAGCAUGUAUAGGUAACCUAGCUCUACCGUUACCCCUCCCAUAAUUAGUUCUGGGUAAAUCCAUUUGAAUUCAAUCACUUUCUGACCACACCCCUUUUAAUUUAAACAAAACUUUCCAUACAUGUUUACCCAUGGAAGAAGGAGUCAGAAAGUGACUUUUUGGACCUGAAUGCCAAAACAUUCAGGAGAUUGAGGUGCUCAAAGUUGACCAAUUUUUUGCAAACCCCACCAUACCAUGAGAUAUCAAUGUCUUCAUCAUUGGAAAAUAUAAACGGUUGAGUUUGAUAUCAUUUAAAAGCUUACAAACAGGGUUGUCAAGCUAUUUUAUAAUACAAAAUAACCUUUAACGUCAAUUAUCUAAUCUAGUAAACUUUUUAUUUUAUUUUAUUUUUUUCAUAUUCCCAUAUGUUGUAGGUUAGACCCUACUUUACAUCCAUCUGAAGUUUUUAUGUUGUGCCUGCCAUCGGUUGAGACACAACAUGCUCUUGAAUACAGAGUGGGUGUCAUUUCAAUCAUAAAAAUAGAAUUUACCUAUCCAUUUAGACCACUGCAAUUUAGCUGGUACACCAUGUUAACUUCUCAUUAAUGCCACAAAGAAGGCCGCCGGUCCACCAGCCGUCGAAUGUCAACUUAAAUGGUCAUGUCUAUUCUAUUAUCUAUAUUUCUAUUAUUUCAAUAGAAUAGUUUUCCUAUUGAGGAUUGACAGUAUAAUUUAAAACAACAGAUAUUCCCAUUCAAGUCAACAUUCUCUGAUGUGUGGAUCUCCAACCAUCUUUGUGGUACCAUUUGAAAGUCGAAAUUUCUAUUCAAUUCCCAUUUUAGUACAUUUAUCAACCCGAAACAUGACACCCACCCUGUAUUCAAGAGCAUGUUGUGUCUCAACUGAUGGUGGGCACAACACAAAAACUCAGAUGAUGUAGCUAAAAUACGGUCUAAGCUACAACAUAUGCAAAUAUUUAAAAAGUCGGAGUUUACACGUUUUCAGAUAAUUUACGUUUAAGGUAAAAAAAAAUGACCAAUUAUUUUAUUAAAAAACAUCUCUCAACCGUUUAACUUUUCCAGUGAUGAAGACAUGGAUGUCUCUUGGUAUGGUGGGGUAUGAAAAAUUGGUUAACUUUGAGCACCUUUAUCUAUGGAAUGUUUUGGCCUUCUGGUCCAAAAGGUCACUUUCUGAGCACUUCUACAAUGAGCAAAUAUGUAUGGAAGGUUUCGUUCAAAACAAAAGGGGUGCUGUCAAAAAGUGAUUGAAUUCAUUUGGAUUUACCCUUCUGUAUCGUCCAUUCUGUUGUCAUUUAGCUCUUAAGAGUAGAAGGUCCGCACAGGAGAGAGCAUUCAUUGGGCAAGGGCUGCUAUCAUCACUCAGCCUCAGGGCUAUACAGGGGCUAGGAUGUUGUUGAAACACUUAUUUUUUAUUUUUGUCAUUUAGCAGACGCUCUUAUCCAGAGCGACUUACAGGAGCAAUUAGGGUUAAGUGCCUUGCUUAAGGGCACAUCACUUCAAUCAAAAGCUCUGUACACUGAGUGUACAAAACAUUAAGAAAACCUUCCUAAUAUUGAGUUGCACCCUCCCCCCUUUUGCCCUCAGAACAGCCUCAAUUUGUCAGGGCAUGGACUCUACAAGGUGUCGAAAGUGUUCAACAGGGAUGCUGGCCCAUGUUGACUCCAAUGCUUCCCACAGUUGUGUCAAGUUGGCUGGAUAUCCUUUGGGUGGUGGACCAUUCUUGAUACACACGGGAAACUGUUGAGCAUGAAAAACCCAGCAGCGUUGCAGUUGUUGACACAAAUUGGUGCACCUGGCACCUACUACCAUACCCCGUUCAAAGGCACUUAAAUCUUUUGUCUUGCCCAUUCACCCACUGAAUGGCACGCAUACACAAUCCAUGUCUCAAUUGUCUCAAGGCUUUAAAAUCCUUCUUUAACUGGUCUCCUCCCCUUCAUCUACACUGAUUGAAGUGGAUUUACGAAGUGACAUCAAAAAGGGACCAUAGCAUUCACCUGGUUAGUCUAGGUCAAGGAAAGAGCAGGUGUUCUUAAUGUUUUGUAUAGUCAGUGUAUAUUAAUACACUCGUGGGAAUUGGCCUAUAUGGAUUGGGAUAAGUUGAAAUGUUUCUUACAGUGCUGGAGACCUACAGAGUGCAGGCGUUUGUUUCAGCCAAGCAUUAACACAUGAGUAAGGUUGGGGGUAAGGUAUGGGUGAGGGUUAAGGGUGAGUGGUUGAAGUAGGCUAGUUUUUGUUGUUAGACCGCAUGGUGAGAUAGUGGAGGGAUAUUGAUAGUUACAGGCCAGUCCUGAUCCUGACAUCACACAGACAGUCUGAAAUCAAAGAUGGCCGACACUGACCGAGCGUAACAACCACGCGUUCAGGUCGUCGUCACGGCUAUAAUCACCGUGUGACCUCACUCUUCUGACCCAGUGGUGUCUCGACUCUUCUUUUUAUUGGCUGGAAGGUGACUGCAGUAUUUGAGGUCAUUAGUAUUUGAGAUGUCAGCAGUGUUGUCAGUGGAAUGGGCAUUUGUUUUCUUGACUCUGUGAUGUUUGUUUGUUAGAUUGACUUGACAGCCAAUCACUUCCCAAUUUGUGUUCACCUCCCCUUUAAGUGAAGGCUGACAAUACAAUAGGCUAUAUCUGAAUAUUAUACAUUGUGACAAAAAUUGGGAAAUACACAGAACAGGGUGUUCCCAACUCUCUUAACACUUGGAGAGGAGGAAUAGUAAGCUAAGAGUGAGUGGAUUACCCCCUUCUGUCUUUAUUCCCAUCCCCCUUUCUUGUUAUGGACUUAGAGCUUAAAGAGAGGAAAACUGGGGGAACUGCCAGAGGGAGAUGAGCGAGAGAGAGAGAUCAUGUGACUUAUUAUACAGUACACUUAAGUACCCCCAGGGACCAGGCACAGUCUCUCCUCUCAACCUUCAGAAAUUCCCCCCGACAGUACUGACUGACUGACCACAGUACUGACUGACUGACCACAGUCUUGUCAGACUGCCCACAGUUUUCACUGACUGACCACAAUACUGACUGACCGCAGUACUGACUGACUGCUUGAUUGACUGAUCACAGUACUGACAUACUGACUGGCUAACGACAGGACUGACCCCAGUACUGACUGAUCUUGGUCUUGUCACAGUCCCAUUGGUAUACACUAGGUCUGGUUGUGGACUGGGUCUUGUGGGUUUUAGUCUUGACUCUAACUCUGGUGCGUUACUCUUCUAGGUAAAUCCCAUCUGGCCAUCGUUCAGAAGGUGAACAACGAGGGGGAGGGGGAUCCCUUCUACGAGGUGCUGGGAUUGGUCACCUUGGAGGACGUAAUUGAGGAGAUCAUCAAAUCAGAGAUCCUGGAUGAGUCCGACCUUUAUAGUGAGUCAAUCCAGAGUCCAUUUACUUAAACUGUAGUGAACUGUGUGGAGUGUAAUGAGUUAAAUCAGGGAUGGCCAUUAGUAAACCCUACUCUUGGAGAACUACCCUCCUGCAGGAUUUGGUUCCAAUCCUAUUCUAACACAUCUGAUUCUACUAAUCAGCUUCUCCUCAGGACCUUGAUUAGCUGAAUGAAGCGUGUAACUGUAGGGUCGCAUUUGGGCAUGGCAUUUUGGAAAAAUUAACGUAUUUCUUCUAGAUUUGUUUUUAUUUAAAUGAAUUUGGGUACAUAUUCCCAUUCUAAAUCAACUAAUAUGUGUAGGGCUAGAGCAAAAGCCUACCUAUUAGCUUCCCAGGGGAGCGUUGGCCACCCCUGCUAAAUAUGUUAUUUAUUUAUUGAAAAUGUUUGACGAUAGUGAAUUCACUAGUGUCAUGUGCACAUGCUGUAACGGUUUUAACUUGAGGUUAUUGUUUGUUUAGGGGUGCCAGGUAGGUCGGCCUACCAGAUAAAUUGUAUGAUUUCUCCUUGUUGUUUGUGAGGGAAUGAGUCCUGUCUGAUCCGUCAAAUCUAUACCAAUACAAAGGACUCAUAAAAAAGUCAGAAUGGAAAGUAAACUUUUCAUAAACCCUUAAAAACAUUAGAAAUAACUUCAAAACAAUAAUUAUUUUUGCAAUUAUUUUAUUAUUCCCGAUAAAUGAUGCCACAAACAUAAUUGUCUCAAAAUAAUAAUAUCUGAGGUUCCUCAGGCCUAGGGCUGUUACGGUGACCAUAUUACUGCCACAUCGGCGGUCACGAGUCAUGACGGCAGUCAAAUUCCACAUGACCGUUUAGUCACGGUAAUUUGGCUUCUCCAAGCUCUGAUGCUGCUGAUGGUCAUUAGUAGCCUACCAAACUUGCUAACUGCCUGGUACUCAGCACUCUAUUGUCCCUCUAAUCACUCUGACAUCAAUGCAAAUGUGAACGAAAAUCGAAUCAAACACUUCAUGAGCUCAUGUUGCGCAACAUUUCUAAUUGCGUGAGAAAACAGAGUGAUGGCCUCUUAAAAAGAGUAGGAUCCCAUCAGCUUUCUAUAGACUAGGCCUACUAUAUUUAUUUCUCAACUUUCCUAAUAUUAAGCACAUUGCUUAUCUUUACAACAGGAGUAUAGCCUACCUGGCUGGUAUGAAAAUGAACCAUGGGAAAAGUGUCCUCCAUUCGCUAUUUAAGUGCAUAGAUUACAUGUAUUUUUCCCCUGCCCCUGUUUCGAGACAGGUGCAUGAUAAUGGUCCAUACUAAAUCAAAACAAAUUUCACACAUAUAUUAUUUAGUAUAUGUAAAGACAAGAUUAAAUCAAUAAUAGUCUGAUGGGUGACAAUACUAGCCUAUCACUUGUGAAUUAUAUAUUAACACUUGUGAAUAAUGCCCAGCAUAAGAAACAAUGCCUUUUUCUUGCGGCUUUUUCAAAUCAUAGUCGCACACCUCAUGUAGCCUAGCCCAUAGGCCUAUAUGUUUUAAUAAGGUUUGUAUUACAACUGAAGUUGCCAAAUAACUUCUUAAAAUUAAACACAUUAAUCCGCUUUACAAUGGGUUUAGAGCCUAACUGGCAUACAUAAGCAGCGCGUGAGUUUCAAGUUUGGGGAAGAUAAUUUUCACCAUAAAAAUUGACCUUUAUAAUAAAAGCAUUACAUGCAUAAUCUCAUUUGCGGUCACUUUUGAUAAUGGUGUUUUCCCGCUUACAGCCUACUGCCAUGUGUGCAUUGCUGUGCUUAUAAUGUGGAGAAAUAGCCACAUAGUUUAUCACAUUUUAAGCUAAACGUUCUGAUCUGUUGCAUCAGCCUCAUGCUAGUGGUUGUAUUAAUUUGGGAUCUAUCGCAUCCCACAACUGUCCCAGGAAUAUUUAUUUCUUCAGCAUUUGCUGUUCGUUAGGCCUACUCAUCUUGUUGGCUGACAAAAAGUAUAUGUGGACAGUUCUUCCAAUAUCUUCAAUAUGCACCUUGGAAUUGGAUAAGGACGCGUGCAGUUGCGUCCCCGAAGUGUCUGUCUUUUCUUGUAGCCUGUGAGAAAGACCCUAUCAUGUGAUGGAGACCCAGGGAGAAGGGAACAACGGCCACUGGCCGCAAAAGGCAUGGAUUCUUUUAGGGUGCAUUACGGCCACUCAAAGGGGAUGCCGCCGGGAUAUUCGAGGCAUUAUCAAGUGCUUGUAAAAUUGUGAAUGAGAGACUGAUGAACUGUGUACAGCCUGAGUAAGUGACAGAGCUCAUGCAUUUCAAGCAACUUUUUUCAAAUCAUCAUUAGAGUGGGAUCAUGCAGCCUUACAAUGUAUUAAAAAUCAAAACAUAUAGCCCAACGUUUGUAGAACAUUAACUCUAAAUUAAGCAUGUAGGAGUACCUAUUUCUUUGUUAACUGCUCAACACAGAACUCCCUCAAAUCGUUUGGAAAAAAUAUCCUUUCUAUUUUAUUCAGCUUUGUUCAAUUGUAUUCUUCAUACUAUAAAAUAAUUCCACAGAAUUCUAAGCAGAUCUUGUCUUCUAAAUGAACUAGUGUAGCCCACAGCCAUAUGGCAUAACCAGAUCAGGACCUAACAUAAGGACAACUCAGAGUAUGCUAUUCUGUUCUUCUGAAAUAGACUAAAUUUUCUUCGUUUCUUUAGACCUGUCUAAAAUAAAUAAUGGAUUUAUUGUGAAGGUGUAGGCUAUAUUACACAGAUUUAUUAUACUUUUUUAAAUGUAGAUGUUCCAAAGGUCUGCAUCAGUGGCUUGUAGGCUGUGUGUGGAAGCCAGGAGAUGCUAAAUGUGUUUAUGUUGAUUUACGGUCAAUUACCGUGAGACCGACAGUUAUUUGCUUGACAAUCACCGGUUGAUUAAAUUUCGUGACCGCCACAACCCUACUCAGGCCUAAAAAGUCCAGCCCGGUAAAUCAGCAGAUUGAACCCAAAUGACCUUAGUCAACAACUGUCUGUUCACAAAGUGUAGCGUAAACCCAGUCUCAACCACCCUGUAGCACUCACGUCGGUAGCCAUGAAAUGCUUUGAAAGGCUGGUCAUGGCUCACAUCAACACCAUCAUCCCGGAAACCCUAGACCCACUCCAAUUUGCAUGCCGCCCUAACAGAUCCACAGAUGACGCAAUCUCAAUUGCACUCCACACUGCCCUUUCCCACCUGGACAAAAGGAACACCUAUGUGAGAAUGCUGUUCAUUGACUACAGCUCAGCGUUCAACGCCAUCAUGCCAACAAAGCUCAUCACUAAGCUAAGGACCCUGGGACUAAACACCUCCCUCUGCAACUGGAUCCUGGACUUCCUGAUGGGCAGCCCCCAGGUGGUAAGGGUAGGCAACAACACAUCUGCCACACUGAUCCUCAACACUGGGACCCCUCAGGGGUGCGUGCUUAGUCCCCUCCUGUACUCCCUGUUCACCCACGACUGCGUGGCAAACCACGACUCCAACACCAUCAUUAAGUUUGCUGACGACACAACAGAUCACCAACAACGAUGAGACAGCCUAUAGGGAUGAGGUCAGAGACCUGGCAGUGUGGUGCCAGGACAACAACCUCUCCCUCAAUGUGAGCAAACAAAGGAGCCGCACCAUUGAGAGCAUCCUGACCGGUUGCAUCACCGCCUGGUAUGGCAACUGCUCGACAUCCGACCGUAAGGCGCUACAGAGGGUAGUGUGCACGGCCCAGUACAUCACAGGGGCCAAGCUUCCUGCCAUCCAGGACCUAUAUACUAGGCGGUGUCAGAGGAAGACCCAAAAAAUUGUCAAAGACUCCAGUCACCCAAGUCAUAGACUGUUCUCUCUGCUACCGCACGGCAAGCGGUACCGGAGCGCCAAGUCUAGGUCCAAAAGGCUCCUUAACAGCUUCUACCCCAAGCCAUAAGACUGCUGAACAAUUAAUCAAAUGGCCACCUGGACUAUUUACAUUUACCCCCUCUUUGUUUUUACACUGCUGUUAUUCGCUGUUGAUUAUCUAUGCAUAGUCACUUUACCCCAACCUACCUGAAGACAUAAACCAACACGGUGUAAAUCACAAUAAAACAAAUGAAAUAACGGUUGGAAAAAGUUGUAAUCACUCAAUCGAAUCCGCCAAGAACAGAAAGGCCACGGAGAACAGUGGAGACCAACGGAGAUGGGUAGUCCAACAAUAGACAUUAGUUGAUCCGAUCCAUGUUGUUACACACUUUCACGCUUCUGAACUGAGGGUUGAACACUACCUCAUUCCCACCACUGUCAACCGCCUUUUGUGCAGCUGAUGCUGGCUUUUUAAUAUGGAAUUAAAAGGGAAGCGCCCCAUCGGGAGAUGAAGCACUGAGACGGUUCACUAAACAUGUUAGUUGCUGUUUUCUCUCUCCAGCUGACAAUAGGAACAGAAAGAAGGUGGACCCUAACAAGAGAACACGUGACUUCUCUGCCUUUAAACACACGGAGAACGAGUGCAAGGUGAAGAUCUCUCCCCAGCUGAUGCUGGCUGCUCAUCGCUUCCUGGCUACAGGUGAGUGGGCUAUAAUAAAGCACGUAUGAGCCUUUAUAAUGUCUUAUAAUCAUGUUUAUAAUAAAUGGUCUCUCUAAAUCAAGGAAAGUAUCUAUUUGUAUCAACCAAACGGCCGGUAUUUAGGCUGGAUGAUUGAGAUUAGACAUAAUUCUCAUAACAAGUCUUAUGAUGCAUUAUAACCGCAUCCUAAUGCAAAAUACAGCCUUUAAGUGUUACCGAUCUGUCUGAAUUGAAGGCGCUAUCUGUAAGUCUGAUUUCCGGGUGUGUCUCUCUCCCCAUUCAACCCUUACCCCUUCUCUCCUUUCCUACAGAGGUGAGUCUGUUCAGUCCCUGUCAGGUCACUGAGAAGGUGUUACUGAGGAUCCUGCGCCACCCUGAUGUCAUCCAGGAGAUCAAAUUCAAUGACAGUGACAAGCGCUCCGCUCUGCACUACAUCUACCAGAGAGGCAAACCUGUCGACUACUUCAUACUCAUACUGCAGGUACGCAGUGCAUGCUCUCACUCUCUCACACAAACUCACACACUCACACACUUACACCUCUACAUCUAGCAGAGAGGCAAACGUAUAUCAACUCCUUCAUACUCCUACUGCAGGUACACUCACACGCGUGCAAAAACACACACGCACUUCAACUCCAAUACCACAUUGUGGCAUCUAUCCUUAUCUUACAGGUAGACUGCUCACUUACAACUUGAAACAUGCACACGCAAUCUGUCCGAAAUCUGACUUGCCUACUACUUAAUAAAACGGUGUACUAAUUGUACUACAUACUAUUUAGAACGUACUGUUUAGUAAAAUCGAAUGCAGUAAGUGACAAAUAUCAACAUACUACUCAUCCAUACUGAGAAUGCGUCAUCUAAUGCGUAAUUGCGUUGAUUCCUGCCAUUUGUUCAUUCUGGUAAAGCUUGUCACCAUAUCUGAUUAUCAGCUGUUGUCAAACACACGUGGGUCUCGAAAGAUUAUUCUCUUCCUCGAUAGUGUGCAGCAAAUUCUACUAGAUGAAAAGCCGAAAUGAGUAUGACAUCCUUGCAUUUAAAGCAUAAAACAUUUUUGAAAUUUCACAUACAGUAAAAUGUUCUAUUUUCGCAUACCCAAAAUCUCUACUAUUUAGAACGCAGGUACCGGUAUUCGGACACGGCCACAGACUUCUUGACUGUGAAUUAGAGUCUACUGUGUGGUUCCUGUGGUGUAACUCAGCCUACUGGCUCUAGCUGAUUAAGUGUACAGCACACGUGUACAAUGUACAGAGCCCGGUAAAAGUCUACACACCCCUUGUACAGUGUUCAGAUUUUUAGAAAAUGAUGAAUUAUGAGUUCUUUCCCCCUACAGAUCUACUCCACACAUUCAAAGUGCAAGAAAGUUAGAGAAAUGAAUGAAAUAACACCCCAGAGUUAAUAUUUGGUAGAAGCGCCUUCGGCUGCCACACAACUCUCAGGGCAACCUAUGUCCAUUGGUUUUGACAAAAUUGCCCAAGCUCAGUAAAUUUGGUUGGGAAUAAUUUAUGGACAGCAAUGUUUAAACCUUGUCUGUUUUUUUUCAAGCAGAUUGAAGUGCUUACGGGUGUGUAUGUACUCUUGUGUGUAUGCGCUUGUGUGUCAAGUGACCUUGUGUGACACUUAGCUGGGGGGCAGACCUGCCCUUCACUAAUUGAUCGCUUUUAUGUAAGGAGAAACCGAAAGGGAGGAGGGGGAGGGAGGGAGGGAGGGGGGGGGGAGGGAGGGAGGGAGGGAGGGAGAGGAGAAGACAUGAGAAGAGUCAAGUGGAAAAAGAAGGAAGGAGAAGAGACGAUUAGAGAGAGAGAGAAUAUUCUCAUAAGAAUCACAUCCCUGUUUAAGUCAGCACUGUGCUGCAUCAGGCACACACACAUUAGUCUAAUCUGACUGCAGACCGUCAAAGCCUUCAGUGUUUAGACUAGUAUGUUUACCUAACCCACACACACAGACACACUGCCCCACAGAGCACAUCAUUAAAUCAUAGCCUGGAGUUCCGCUCCCUUAAUGUCGGUCGGGCCAAGGUUACCCCUCCCCCUCACACACACACCCUACCCCGUGCUGAUUCGCUGGGGGGAUUACCCAGAUCACCCUGGGGAAGAGAUGGGGGCGAUGAGUCUUAAACGGCCCUGGGUUAUUAGUCAUUUCAGCAUGACUGUCAGUGUGUGUAAUUGUGCAAGGUUUUAAUCUCUUCUGAGAAAGGGCAAAGCACUACAAGUGUACAUACCAUAGCCUACCACAGUACACACAGACAAUACAUCAACACAACACAUAGACCAGGGGUACUCAAGUACUAUUUAUUGUUUACGUAGCCCCCCCCCGCUGACACCCAAAUAGCUGCCGACGUGAUUCAUGAUCUUGUAUCCCAGGCUGAGACCGAGUCACCUGAAGCAGAAACGCUAAUCAUGGGAAACUUUAACAUGUGCAGUCUAUCUGAACAUUUACCAUCAUAUCAGCAAAAUGUUACAUGUCCUACCCAAAAUGAAGCCUGUCUGGACCUCUGUUAUGGUAACAUCCCAGGUGCGCAUUUUCCCAAGGCGCUACCCAAUCUUAGGGGUUCGGAUCAUAACAUGGUUCAGCUCAUCCCAGUCUACAAACCUCGUUUGCAGUGAGAGAAGGCUAAAAAGGUGGAGAUUGAAAGCUGGACUCCUGAAGCUAGUGAAGUCCUCCAGGACUGUUUUGAGUCCACUGACUGGGCGGCCCUGACGGACAGCGCCAAUGACCUGGAAGAGGCAGUGGAUACUGUCUCAGAGUACAUCCGUUUCUGUGAGGAUCUCGUUAUUCCCAAAAAGAAAGUCAACAUCUUCCCCAUUAAUAAACCGUGGGUAACUCGGGAAUUAAGAGCUCCUCAACCAGAAACAACGAGUGUUUUAAAUCAGGUGGCAGUAAAGAGGAAAGGAAAAAGAAUCAGAGGUGACUCAAAAGCAAAGUCAACGAGUGCAAGGCAGCAUACAAAGACAAAUUAGAAAACCUUUUCAUGGACAAGGACAGCAGGAAAGCCUGGCAAGGGCUACAAACCAUCACAGGCUACAAACCAAUGAGACAUUGUAUGACCGUCGAAAAUUUGAAAAGUUUCUAUUAUAGGUUUGACGUGUGAUUUUACUUCGCAGCAGAAAGUGGCCUUGGACUGUACAGACAGCAUACCAGCUGUUGAUAUACAGAUCUCUCUGAAUGACGUCAAGCAAUACUUUCAAUGUGUCAACCCACGAAAAUCAUAUGGUCCAGGCGGCAUCAGCAGCAAGGCACUUCAGGCAUGUGCAGACCAGCUCGCAUUACCGUUCCAGAAGCUGUCCCAGCUGUCACUGAACUGUGGGAGAAUUCCAGACUUAUGGAAGAAGUCUGCUGAUUGUCCCAGUACCUAAAAACAACAGGCCAAAAGAAAAGAACAAAAAGAUCUGUACCUAUGAAAUGUUUGGAAAAACAAAUUCAAAAACAAAUUCUCUCUGGUCUCCCAUCCCAAUUAGAUCCAAACCAAUUCGCCUACCGUGCCUCCAGGGGUGUUGAUGAUGCGUUACUGGUCAUGCUGAACAAUAUCUACAAACGUUUAGAAAAGGCAAAUAGCCUAGUGAAAAUUGUGUUCAUUGACUUCAGUGACGCGUUUAAAACCAUCCAAACCCACCUACUGGUGGACAAGCUGGUGAAUUUGGGUGUCAACUCUCUACUGAUCGAGUGGAUUAAUAGUUUCCUUGUGAACCGUACUCAACAAGUGAAGUUGAACACUGUCAUCUCUAAAUCUGGAACGGUGAAUACGGGAUCCCGUCAAGGUUGCAUACUUUCACUGAUACUGUACACACUGUACACAAACGAUUGUCAAGCCUUCGAUUCAGCCCACAAUUUCUUUAAAUAUGCAGAUGACAUCACUGUUGUGGGUUUUCCUCACCCAGACCAAGCCUCUCUUCAAGGUUUCACAGAGAAACGACAAAAUUCGUCCUGUGGUGCGCAGAUAACUUGAAAUACAUUUUAAGAAAACAAAAGAGAUGGAAAUUGAUUUCGGAAGGAGCAAAACUCCCCUACCCCCUACGAAGAUCAAUGGGGAAUCAGUCGAUUGAGUGACCACAUAUAAAUACCUGGUAAUCGAAAUAGACAAUAAACUGAAAUUCAAUGACUGCCUUUGCAAAGAUAAAGACAUUGCAACAGAGAAUGUUUUCUUUACAAAAACUGAACCAUUUUAAUGUCCACCACCAUAUCUUAAAAAUGUUCUAUAAAUCUGUCCUGCAGAGUGUGCUGUCCUUUGGUCUGAUAUGCGUGUUUGGAAACAUGUGAGUGCAAGACCAAAUCAAGCUUCAGCGCUUGAUUAAGACGGCGGCAAGGAUAAUUGGUAUAGAUCAAGAAUCAGCCAUCAGUACACAAACCUCCUAAAACUUGAAAGCAUUUUACAGGAAAGAUCCCCUUCACAUCGGCAGCCGGACAAGGGGAAAGAGACUUCUUAAAAAUACAAUUACAACAGAUAGAUAUGGGGACUCUUUUAUUCCAACAGCCAUUAGGUUGUAUAAUAGAUAGUCUGUUGGUCCCUCGAGUGUAUAGCAUAUUACACUUUCACUUUAAAUGUGUAGCUUUGGCACUUUUAAUGAAUUCUGUUGUGUGGUUUCUGUGGUUUUCAUGUUUAUGUACCGUCUUUUUAAGCACAUGGGAUAAUAAAGUUGACCUGAAUCUGAAGUAUUUGAGAAGGUCCUGUCACACACAUUUCCUAGGUGGCAAAGGUCCGGAUGGAUAAUGUAAUUUAUCGGCGUAGUAACAAACCUCCACCUCGCAACCCAUGCGACCUCAAACUGUUCACACCUCUCUUGUUGGCAGAGAGAACAUUUUGUAGUUUUAAAGCUAAUUUCCUGCAAUUCUUCACAUUUUGCAUGCAGCAGAGAUAUUUUUUUUAUACAAAGUAUUUGAUCCCCUGCUUAUUUUGUAAGUUUGCCCACUGACAAAGACAUGAUCAGUCUAUACAUUUAAUGGUAGGUUUAUUUGAACAGUGAGAGACAGAAUAACAACAACAAAAAUCCAGAAAAAUGCAUGUCAAAAAUGUUAUGAAUUGAUUUGCAUUUUAAAGAGGGAAAUUAGUAUUUGACCCCUCUGCAAAACAUGACUUAGUACUUGGUGCAAAACCCUUGUUGGCAAUCACAGAGGUCAGACAUUUCUUGUAGUUGUCCACCAGGUUUGCACACAUCUCAGGAGGGAUUUUGUCCCACUCCUCUUUGCAGAUCUUCUCCAAGUCAUUAAGGUUUCGAGGCUGACGUUUGGCAACUCGAACCUUCAGCUCCCUCCACAGAUUUUCUAUGGGAUUAAGGUCUGGAGACUGGCUAGGCCACUCCAGGACCUUAAUGUGCUUCUUCUUGAGCCACUCCUUUGUUGCCUUGGCCGUGUGUUUUGGGUUAUUGUCAUGCUGGAAUACCCAUCCACGACCCAUUUUCAAUGCCCUGGCUGAGGGAAGGAGGUUCUCAACCUAGAUUUGACGGUACAUGGCCCCGUCCUUCGUCCCUUUGAUGCGGUGAAGUUGUCCUGUCCCCUUAGCAGAAAAACACCCCCAAAGCAUAAUGUUUCCACCUCCAUGUUUGACGGUGGGGAUGGUGUUCUUGGGGUCAUAGGCAGCAUUCCUCCUCCUCUAAACACAGCGAGUUGAGUUGAUGCCAAAGAGCUCGAUUCUGGUCUCAUCUGACCACAACACUCUCACCCAGUUCUCCUCUGAAUCAUUCAGAUGUUCAUUGGCAAACUUCAGACGGGCCUGUAUAUGUGCUUUCUUGAGCAGGGGGACCUUGCGGGCACUGCAGGAUUUCAGUCUUUCACGGCGUAGUGUGUUACCAAUUUUUUCUUGGUGAUUAUGGUCCCAGCUGCCUUGAGAUCAUUGACAAGAUCCUCCCGUGUAGUUCUGGGCUGAUUCCUCACCGUUCUCAUGAUCAUUGCAACUUCACGAGGUGAGAUCAUGCAUGGAGCCCCAGGCCGAGGGAGAUUGACAGUUAUUUUGUGUUUCUUCCAUUUGCAAAUAAUCGCACCAACUGUUGUCACCUUCCCACCAAGCUGCUUGGCGAUGGUCUUGUAGCCCAUUCCAGCUGUGUGUAGGUCUACAAUCUUGUCCCUGACAUCCUUGGAGAGCUCUUUGGUCUUGGCCAUGGUGGAGAGUUUGGAAUCUGAUUGUUUGAUUGCUUCUGUGGACAGGUGUCUUUUAUACAGGUAACAAGCAGAGAUUAGGAGCACUCCCUUUUAAGAGUGUGCUCCUAAUCUCAGCUCGUUACCUGUAUAAAAGACACCUGUCCACAGAAGCAAUCAAACAAUCAUGUAAAUCAAUUCAUAACAUUUUUGACAUGCGUUUUUCUGGAUUUGUUUGUUGUUAUUCUGUCUCUCACUGUUCAAAUAAACCUACCAUUAAAAUUAUAAACUGAUCAUGUCUUUGUCAGUGGGCAAACGUACAAAAUCAGCAGGGGAUCAAAUACUUUUUUCCCUCACUGUAUAUGAUACCAUGAGUCGAAGCCCGACCGUGUAAAAAAAACGGAUUAUUUUCUGUGCCUUUGUUGUUGACCCCCAAGCUGACACAGUGCAGAUACAGGUACAGCAACAUGAGCACAGUUACUUUGGUUUCACCAUUCAGGAUGGUGUGCGUGCGCGGUUGUGUGUGUGUCAUCUGUUGGGGGUCAUUGGGAUGUGUUUUGCCAGGGCACAUUGGCAUUAGACUGUGUGUGUGUGUGUGUGUGUGUGUGUGUGUGUGUGUGUGUGUGUGUGUGUGUGUGUGUGUGACACUGGAACCUCAGCAUGCACACCUGCACUGUGAUAUAAUAUUGAUGAGACUGCCAGGGUUUUCUUUUACCUUGGUAGGAGGACUCAGUCAUAGAAUCAUAGCAGAUAGAUCAGACAUCACUCUAGCAGUAGAAAUAGAAUCAUAAUAAUAAAUAAUUAUCAUGUUAUAAUAAUCCUGGUCAGAAAUCCUGUCUUCAGAUUUUCAGGCUUAACUUGACGACUGCAUAAAUCAUGUAUUGAUGUCAAUGGAGUUAGGAUUCGGCCCUUUGUGGAUAGAUCAAUGCUAACACAGCAUACUUUAAAAAGUUGAAUGUAGAAACAUAGUAGAAACGCUGCAUCUUGUAUGUUCACUUUGUCCAACUGAGAUCUGUGUGUGUGUGUGUUAAUGUAUAUGAAAUAAAGGUAGAGACCUGCACACUGAUGAAUGCUCUCGCAGUUUUAUUGUGCAAACUACUCAUCAGUGUGCGGGUAUCUAUCUUUAUUUCAUUGGUUUACUUUUUCUUCCCAGCACCUGCAAGUCACUGGUCACUGCUUUGAUGCUCUUCCUGUGUGCUCCUCAGGGGCGAGUGGAGGUGGAGGCUGGAAACGAGAACAUGAAGUUUGAGACAGGACCCUUCUCCUACUACGGCGUCAUGGCUCUUAGCUCUCCGUCACUGGGUGAGCACACACACACGUAAUGUAUAUAUGAUUAGACCACAGACACAAGCAAUGCACAUAAACAUUGGCACAGAGAUACACACAGCCUCUCUCUCUCUCCCCCUUUUCUCUCUUUCUCCCCCCUUCUCUCUCAUACACACUUGCAGAAACACAAACAAUGUGAUAACUCUCUGCGCGCUUGCCUCUCUUUCUGUCUAAACUUGUUUCAGUCAGACAGUGUUUCUAGUCUUUAGCAUUUCGAGCCUUACAUUUUCCCAGUAUGGUUCAGUUUUAUUCCUAAAACACCAGCUUCAUUGACCAACAUCCAGAAAUGCUCAACUCAAACACACACACACACACACACACCAGAGGGGAUAGGGUAACUGCUCCUACUAGCACUGUGCACAGCUCACAAUGAGGUGUGUGUGUUGGCAAAGCUCACACGUAGGUGAGUGUGUGUGUGUGUGUGUGUGUGUGUGUGUGUGUAAUCACUUAGGUUUUAGGAGAUCCAACAGACAGAAAUGUGAUCCACAGCUGAUGUAGUAAACAGGUAAGAAACGCACACCAGUGUUACCUAGGGCUGUUGCGGUGACCGUAUUACCGCCACACCGGCGGUCACGAGUCAUGAAGGCAGUCAAAUUCCACGUGACCGUUUAGUCAUGGUAACUAGGCUUCUCCAAGCUCUGAUGCUGCUGAUGGUCAUUAGUAGCCUACCAAACUUGCUAACUGCCUGGUACUCAGCAAUCUAUUGUCCCUCUAAUCACUCUGACAUCAAUGCAAACGUAAUCGAAAAUCUUAUCAAACACUUCAUGAGAGCCCAUGAGAUCAUGUUGCGCAACAUUUCUAUAGGCUAUGCAAUUGCGUGAGAAAACAGAGUGAUGGCCUCUUAAAAAGAGUAGGAUCCCAUCAGCUUUCUAUAGACUAGGCCUACUAUAUUUAUUUCUCAACUUUCCUAAUAUUAAGCACAUUGCUUAUCUUUAAAACAGGAGUAUAGCUUACCUGGCUGGCAUGAAAAUGAACCAAGGGAAAAGCAUCCUCCAUUCGCAAUUUUAAGUGCAUAGAUGACAUGUAUUUUUUCCCCUGCCCUUGUUUCAAGACAGGUGCAUGAUUAUGGUCCAUACUAAAUCAAAACAAAUUUCACACAUAUAUUAUUUAGUGGCUUGCGGAAGUAUUCACCCCCCUUGGCAUUUUUCCAAUUUUGUUGCCUUACAACCUGGAAUUAAAAUUGAUUUUUGGGAGGUUUGUAUCAUUUGAUUUACACAACAUGCCUACCACUUUGAAGAUGCAAAAUAUUUUUUAUUGUGAAACAAACAAGAAAUAAGACAAAAAAACAGAACUUGAGCAUGCAUAACUAUUCACCCCCCCAAAGUCAAUACUUUGUAGAGCCACCUUUUGCAGCAAUUACUGCUGCAUGUCUCUUGGGGUAUGUCUCUAUAAGCUUGGCACAUCUAGCCACUGGGAUUUUUGCCCAUUCUUCAAGGCAAAACUGCUCCAGCUCCUUCCAAGUUGGAUGGGUUCCGCUGGUGUACAGCAAUCUUUAAGUCAUACCACAGUUUCUCAAUUGGAUUGAGAUCUGGGCUUUGACUAGGCCAUUCCAAGACAUUUAAAUGUUUCCCCUUAAGCCACUCGAGUGUUGCUUUAGCAGUAUGCUUAGGGUCAUUGUCCUGCUGGAAGGUGAACCUCUGUCCCAGUCUCAAAUCUCUGGAAGACUGAAACAGGUUUCCCUCAAGAAUUUCCCUCUAUUUAGCACCAUCCAUCAUUCCUUCAAUUUUGACCAGUUUCCCAGUCCCCGCCGAUGAAAAACAUCACCACAGCAUGAUGCUGCCACCACCAUGCUUCACUGUGGGGAUGGUGUUCUCUGGGUCAUGAGAGGUGUUGGGUUUGCGCCAGACAGCGUUUUCCUUUAUGGCCAAAAAGCUCAAUUUUAGUCUCAUCUGCCCGGAGUACCUUCUUCGAUAUGUUUGGGGAGUCUCACACAUGCCUUUUGGCGAGCACCAAACGUGUUUGCUUAUUUUUUUCUUAAAGCAAUGGCUUUUUUCUGGCCACUCUUCCGUAAAGCCCAGCUCUGUGGAGUGUACGGCUUAAAGUGGUCCUAUGGACAGAUACUCCAAUCUCCGCUGUGGAGCUUUGCAGCUCCUUCAGGGUUAUCUUUGGUCUCUUUGUUGCCUCUCUGAUUAAUGCCCUCCUUGCCUGGUCCGUGAGUUUUGGUGGGCGGCCCUCUCUUGGCAGGUUUGUUGUGGUGCCAUAUUAUUACCAUUUGUUAAUAAUGGAUUUAAUGGUGCUCCGUGGGAUGUUCAAAGUUUCAGAUAUUUUUUUAUAACCCAACCCUGAUCUGUACUUCUCCACAACUUUGUCCCUGACCUGUUUGGAGAGCUCCUUGGUCUUCAUGGUGCCGCUUGCUUGGUGGUGCCCCUUGCUUAGUGGUGUUGCAGACUCUGGGGACUUUCAGAACAGGUGUAUAUAUACUGAGAUCAUGUGACAGAUCAUGUGACACUUAAAUUGCACACAGGUGGACUUUAUUUAACUAAUUAUGUGACUUCUGAAGGUAAUUGGUUACACCAGAUCUUAUUUAGGGGCUUCAUAGCAAAGGGGGUGAAUACAUAUGCAUGCACCACUUUUCCGUUAUUUAUUUUUUUGCAUUUUUUUGAAACAAGUUAUUUUUUUCACUUCACCAAUUUGGACUAUUUUGUGUAUGUCCAUAACAUGAAAUAAAAAUAAAAAUCCAUUUAAAUUACAGGUUGUAAUGCAACAAAAUAGGAAAAACGCCAAGGGGGAUGAAUACUUUUGCAAGGCACUGUAUGUAAAGACAAGAUUAAAUCAAGAAUAGUCUGAUGGGUGACAAUGUUAGCCUAUCACUUGUGAAUUAUAUAUUAUCACUUGUGAAUGAUGCCAAGUGUAAGGCAAGAAACAAUGCCUUUUUUUGUGACUUUUUCGAAUCACACCUCAUGUAGCUUAGCUCAUAGGCCUAUAUGUUUUUGAUAAGGUUUGUAUCACAACUAAAGUGGCCAAAUAACUUCUUAAAUUAAGCACAUUAAUCCACUUUACAAGGGGUGUAGAGCCUAACUGGUGUACAUAAGCAGCGCGUGAGUUUCAAGUUUGGGGAAGAUCAUUUUCACCAUUAAAAUGCACCUUUUAUAAUAAAAGCGAAACAUGCAUAAUCGCAUUUGCGGUCACUUUUGAUAAUGGUGUUUUCCCGCUAAUGUAACAUUCGCGCUUAUAGCCUACUGCCGUGUGCACGUAUCUGCGCUUAUAAUGUGAAGAAAUAGCCUAAUAGUUUAUCAACAUUUUAAGCUAAACAUUCUGAUCUGUUGCGUCAGCCUCAUUGCUUAAAACAGUUUUUUUUGACACUAGUGGUUGUAAUAAUUUGGGAUCUAUCGCAUCCCACAACUGUCCAGGCUAUGUUUGGAAUAUUUAUUUCUCGCACAGAAUAGGUCAACUUUUGUACUAUGGGGGAUAGUAGAUUGACAUAGGCUAGUGCUUUUGCUGUUAGUAAUGCCUACUCAUCUUGUUGGCUGACGAAUAGUAAAUGUGGACAUUUCUUCCAACAUCUUCAAUAUGCGCCUCGGAAUUGGAUAAGGACACGCGCAGUUGCGUCCCCGAUGUGUCUGUCUUCACUUGUAGCCUGUGAGAAAGACCCGAUCACGUGAUGGAGAGCCAUGUGAGUGAGAGGUGCUUCAGAGUACGCAGCACUCAGGACCAAGGACACAACGGCCACUGGCCACAAAAGGCAUGUAUUUUAUUAUGGUCCAUUGCGGCCACACAAAGGGGAUGUUCUUGUGAAUGAGAGACUGAUGAAGUGUGUACAGCCUGCGCAAAAAACUAAGCAAAGCUCAUGCCUUUCAAGCGACUUUUUUCAAAUCAUCAUUAGUCGCAUCAUGUAGACUUACAAUGUAUUAAAAUUCAAAACAUACAGCCCAACAUUUGUAGAACAACUAAAGUUACAUUAAUAACUCUAAAUUAAGCAUAUAGGAGUACCUAUUUCUUUGUUAACCUCUCAACACAGAAUAGCCGCGUGUGCGCACUCCCUCAAAUUGUUAGUAGAAAAUAUCCUUUCUGUUUUAUUCAGCUUUGUUCAAUUGUAUUCUUCAUACUAUAAAAUAAUGCCACGGAAUUCUAAGCAAAUCUUGUCUGCUAAAUGAACUAGUGUAGCCCACAGCCACAUGGCAUAGCCAGAUCAGGGCCUAACAUAAGGAUAACUCAGAGUAUGCUAUUCUGUUCUUCUGAAAUAGAAUAAAUUUUCUUCAUAUCAUGUUUCUUUAGACCUGUCUAAAAUAAAUCAUGGAUUUAUUGUGAAGGUGUAGGCUUUAUUACAUGGAUUUAUGUAGAUGUUCCAAAGGUCUGCAUCAGUGGCUUGUAGGCAUGUGUGGAAGCCAGGAGAUGCUAAAUGUGUUUGUUAAUUUACAGUCAGUUACCGUGAGACCGACAGUUAUUUGCUUGACAUUCACCGGCUGACGAAAUUCCGUGACCGCCACAGCCCUAGUGUCACCUAUAAAGGAGAAUGUGUGUGUGUGUGUGUGUGUGUGUGUCUGUGUCUGUGCCAGUGCCAAUGACGGGGGUGUGUGCAUAUCUGAAAGAGCUUAGUUGGCAGGAGGGUGAUGAUGCCACAGUGCUGGAACUGUGAUGCCAACCAUGGGUAGUGUCGGAUCCUAAUGGGUGUCACACACACAUUCUGAUACAGAGAGCAGUGUUUAGUCCCAGGUCAGGACACUUUAGCUCUAGGAGUUUAGAUAGGAGAGAAAUGGAUUGCUGAGGCCAGAUGCUUUAGAAACACUGAUGACACCUAGUGGCCAGAUACCAGUAUGACCAGCAGCCAUAGCUGCUCUGAAAGAUAUUGCAGUAUAAUCAAUGCAGAGAUGCUGUAAGUCAUAGAAAUGGAUGGAGAUAUGCUGUCAGUAGUGUAAUACUCCUGUAGAUGGUGCUACACAUGCAGGCAUUAGCAGAGUAGGUUCUGGUUGUCAAAAGCCUUUAAAUGUUAAAUCCUGAGAUUACAGUUACAUGACAACUGGUUCUCUUCUCUUUUCUCUCUCUCUCUCUCUCUCUCUCUCUCUCUCCACCUCCAACUCUCUCUUUCUCUCCAUCUCUCUCUCUGUGAUAGUCUUCUCUGUGCUUUGUGUGCGCAGCAUCAAUGUAAUGUGUGUGCGCAUGCGCUAUAUGACGUGUACUGUACUACUGCCUACAUGUGUCAAACUGUGUCCAACUCAUGUCAGCGUCUGAUGUCACUCAGCUACGCCCCUCCCAUUGGUCAAUCUGCCUCUUCCAAUCUGACAGCAGGCCUUCGUUGACCUGUGAAAAUGACGAGUCACCCGGGGCAAAUCUGAAAUUGCAUUCUAUCCCCUAUGUAGUGCACUACUUUAUGCCAUAGCCAUAUGUGGCUAAUCCUGGCCAAAAGUAGUGCACUAUAAUAGGGAAUAGAGUGCCAUUUUGGACGCAGCCUCAGUGUAUGGUUCAUUAAAUGAUGUAUUCAGGUGAUAAUGUCAAAGUGCUCUUUGAAGGAGAAAGGUGUGUCUUCAGGUCACAGGGCACCCUACAGUGCUGUUCGAUGAUUAAACGAGAGUGUCUCUCUCUCUCUCUCUCUCCCCUUCUCCCACCCCUCGCUCAGCCGUCACUCCCCCUCUCUCCCCCUCAGUGGCGUCCCCCCACUCCACGACGUCUCUCUUUAAAGAGAUUCUCUCUGUUCUCUCGCUUCCCAGGUAAAGAACCAACCACCCUGAGGGAAGGGUAACAUGAGGGAGGGAGGGGGUUUUCUGCCAUGAUCACCGUUUUAAUUUCCCUGCCAUCCUCUUCUUUAGAGCCCUGCUCCAGCAAGUACAACCUGAUAGACAGACAGCCUAGAGAUCCACUAGAAUAUCAAUACUUUACAGUUAUACCAAGUGUUUGACUUACCUGGUUUUCUUAGAAGUAGAAUAAAAUACGAAAACAUUUUGCUCUUAACUCCCAAGAUCUUAUCCUUCUCUCAUUCUGUGUUUGUUUUAUUCCCUCUGGAAACCAAGGGGUGCAAAGCCUUAGUAAUCUAUUCAGGUCCUACUGUGAGUCGGCUAUCGAGCUCUGGAGGAGAGUGUUAGUUAUAGCAGGGUUUCCCAAACUCGGUCCUGAGGCCCCCCCUGGAUGCACGUUUUGGUUUUUGCCCUAGCACUACACAGCUGAUUCAAAUAACCAACUCAUCAUCAAGCUUUGAUGAUUUGAAUCAGCUUGGGAAACCCUGUUCUAACUAACGCUCUCCUCCAGUGCUCGAUAGCCGAAUCACAGUAACCCGGUUAAACCAGACUGAAUACUGCGCUCAUUAUUGUUUCAGUUAACGUUACAGGACUGUAAUGGUUAAACGUUGAAUGCCGCACGAGAUGACAGUCAGCUGCGCUAAUGCUAGCUAAUAACGUAAUGUUAGCAUAAUAUUUGCGUAAAUACUAUUUAAUUUACGCUCCACUAUACCCUCUGGUGGAGUAGGAUGGUAUUGAAUGAAUAAUAGUUUGGUGGACAUGCCGGUCCUCUGCAGUGGUCUCUCUCUUAGUGACUGACUGAGGUGGUGUGGUGUUCUAACUGCAGUUCUUACUUGGCCGAUAACUGCUGAUGAUGACAGCUGAGCCCUAUGUGCUUUUGACAGAUUGUAUGCAACAUCAGGUCACAUCAGUGGGUUUGUCCUCAGUCAGCAGGACAGGACAGGGCAGAGCAGCCUGGGACAACGUCACUCAGUUUGACAGGCACUGUUCCUAUAAGGUAAGGGUUAAGUUGGGGUUAAAUGCAUAUUAUGCAUCUUUCCUUUCUUGCUUCCUUUCCUUCCUUCCUUGGUCUCUUCCUUGGAAUACUCACUGAUCUGGUUUCCUCAGUACUGCUUUCACCAAUCAGUGACAUGGAAGGAUGGAAGGAAAGGAAGGAAGGAUGCAUUAUCGUCAUAUUGCAGCAGGGUCAGGGACUUGACAUUUUUCCAAUUUCUUCAGACCUUUGGCAGAGCUGGACUACACAGUACAGAUUGAGGAAGAGGGGGAAUAGAGGAGGAAGGAAGAAACUUGCUGGAUGGGGCUCUAGGUGGAGCCACUCUAGGUGGAGGCACUACCUCUCAUCUCUGACCUUUAACCCCUGACCCCUACUACCUAGUUGCCCUAACCACUGGUCCAGGGUCAGAUGUUUCCUUAUUACCCCAUUGGUUACAUUUUGGGUAAUCUGAUACUAGGUCUGUGGUUAAAGGCAUCUUCUACCUCGUGCGACUACCUGAUCCUGUCACUAGCAUAGAAUUAGAGUUCUAUGGUCACUACUCACUCACUUCACAUAAAUCACCAAACUACUUCUGACCCACUCACUACUUCCUAUACCAAAUAGUUCCCUAACCCCUUCCCCUAGGCACUAGAUCUGAAAAGAGCAUCUAGAUAUAGGCAAUAUGAUGACAGUUCAACCCAGCCUACCAAAAGACAAGGUGAUACUAGUACCAUCUUGCCAAUACCUAUCCAAUGUUUUUAGAUGUGUGCCUAGAAGGAACGAGCUAGGGGUCGAAAUUGGAACUGGGCAUGCCUCACUCACUACACACUCCUUAACCCCAACUUACCCAACCACAAACUCACACACACAAUUACGACCCCACCUCCCCCCAUGCCAAUCAGAGCCUCAUUUGCAUGGCAGGCCUGGCGAGCCACGGUGAAUGCUCAGGAACACCAAACGCCCACAGGUGACUCGGUUAAGCACAGAACCAUCGCUCUUGAUCAAGGCUGUUGAUUGGUUGCCAUAAUGCCAUUUCUCCUGAUCCUGGCUGUUGAUUGGUCCCCAUCACCCCCUAUCCUAUCCUUGAUGUGAUAUGGGGAAGCCUGGCACCUGAUAUAAUCACUCCCUCCCAGCAUAUACAGUGAGGGAAAAAAGUAUUUGAUCCCCUGCUGAUGUUAUGAAUUGAUUUGCAUUUUAGCGAGGGAAAUAAGUAUUUCACCCCUCUGCAAAACAUUACUUAGUACUUGGUGGCAAAACCCUUGUUGGCAAUCACAGAGGUCAGAUGUUUCUUGUAGUUGGCCACCAGGUUUGCACACAUCUCCGGAGGGAUUUUGUCCCACUCCUCUUUGCAGAUCUUCUCCAAGUCAUUAAGGUUUCGAGGCUGAUGUUUGGCAACUCGAACCUUCAGCUCCCUCCACAGAUUUUCUAUGGGAUUAAGGUCUGGAGACUGGCUAGGCCACUCCAGGACCUUAAUGUGCUUCUUCUUGAGCCACUCCUUUGUUGCCUUGGCCGUGUGUUUUGGGUCAUUGUCAUGCUGGAAUACCCAUCCACGACCCAUUUUCAAUGCCCUGGCUGAAGGAGGUUCUCAACCAAGAUUUGACGGUACAUGGCCCCGUCCAUCGUCCCUUUGAUGCGGUGAAGUACUCCUGUCCCCUUAGCAGAAAAACACCCCCAAAGAAUAAUGUUUCCACCUCCAUGUUUGAUGGUGGGGAUGGUGUUCUUGGGGUCAUAGGCAGCAUUCCUCCUCCUCCAAACACGGCGAGUUGAGUUGAUGGCAAAGAGCUCGAUUCUGGUCUCAUCUGACCACAACACUUUCACCCAGUUCUCCUCUGAAUCAUUCAGAUGUUCAUUGGCAAACUUCAGACGGUCCUGUAUAUGUGCUUUCUUGAGCAGGGGGACCUUGCGGGCACUGCAGGAUUUCAGUCCUUCCCGGCGUAGUGUGGUACCAAUUGUUUUCUUGGUGACUAUGGUCCCAGCUGCCUUGACAUCAUUGACAAGAUCCUCCCAUGUAGUUCUGGGCUGAUUCCUCACCGUUCUCAGGAUCAUUGCAACUCCACGAGGUGAGAUCUUGCAUGGAGCCCCAGGCCGAGGGAGAUUGACAGUUAUUUUGUGUUUCUUCCAUUUGCGAAUAAUCGCGCCAACUGUUGUCACCUUCUCACCAAGCUGCUUGGCGAUGGUCUUGUAGCCCAUUCCAGCCUUGUGUAGGUCUACAAUCUUGUCCCUGACAUCCUUGGAGAGCUCUUUGGUCUUGGCCAUGGUGGAGAGUUUGGAAUCUGAUUGAUUGUAUGCUUCUGUGGACAGGUGUCUUUUAUACAGGUAACAAGCUGAGAUUAAUCUCAGCUCGUUACCUGCAUAAAAGACACCUGGGAGCCAGAAAUCUUUCUGAUUUGAGAGGGGGUGAAAUACUUAUUUCCCUCAUUAAAAUGCAAAUCAAUUUAUAACAUUUUUGACAUGUGUUUUUCUGGAUUUUGUUGUUGUUGUUCUGUCCAUUACCAUUAAAAUUAUAGACUGAUCAUUUCUUUGUCAGUGGGCAAACGUACAAAAUCAGCAGGGGAUCAAAUACUUUUUUCCCUCACUGUAAUCAUCAUAUAACCCCAUCCUCCUCUGUAAUCACCAAUCAUACUGAACCUGCAUCUUUGGGUGUGCAUACGUUUGUGUUGCUGUGUUGUGCAUAUACUUGUUGCUCUGUGUGAUGCUGUGUGUGUAUGCAUUUGCAUUGCUGUGUGUACAAUGUGAAAAGGUAUUGACCCCUUUCAGACAUUCUCUAUUUUUGCAUAUAUUUAACACUGAUUGUUAUCAGAUCUUCAACCAAAACCUAAUAUUAGAUAAAGGGAACCUGAGUGAACAAAUAACACAAAAUGGUGAUACUUAUUUCAUUUCUUUAAUAAACAAACUUAUGCAGCACCCAAUGCCCCUGUGUAUUUGCACCCUUACACUCGUGAACUGGUUGUGCCACCUUUAUCUACAGUGGCUGCCACCAAACGCUUCCAGUAGUCUCUCACAUAGCUAUGGAGGAAUUUUUGCCCCCUCUCCCAUGCAGAACUGCUUUAACUCAGCGACAUUUGUCGGUUUUCGAGGAUGAACUGCUUGUUUCAGGUCCUGCCACAACUUCUCAAUCAGGUUUAGGUCUGGACUUUGACUAGGCCAUUCCAAAACAAAAAAAUUCUUGCUUUUCAGCCAUUCUGGUGUAUACUUGCUUGUGUGUUUUGGAUCAUUGUCUUGCUGCAUGACCCAGCUCUGCUUCAGCUCAUGGACAGAGUGCCUGACAUUCUCCUGUAGAAUUCUCUGUAAGGGAGCAAUUGCUUCUUCACACAGGGGCAUUGGGUGUUGCGUAACUUUGUUUAUGAAGUAAAUGAAAUAAGUAUCAAAAUGUUAUUUGUUCACUUUUUCAUGGCGUUUUGUGUUUUCACUAACCUCCAGUAUCCAUCUAGUGAUCUAUACCAUACUGUGGUGUUUUUCACUAACUUAAUAUGUCUCUGAGUCGUUGCUGUCAGCCAUGCCAUAUACUGUUUGUAUUGCUCUAGCUGCUCUCACUACAAUCAUAUCCUCCUACUGUCUCUAUCCCAUCAAUAGAGAAUCUCAUUCUCUUUCAUGUUGAUUUCUCUGUAAUUCACUGUUCUGAGUGUGCAUGUGUGUGUUUAUGUACUGUGUGUGCGUGCUUGUGUGCAUGCAUGCAAAUGUGGUUGUGUGCGCCCGUGGGAAUGUGCGUGUUUGUGUACUUUGUGUGUGUGUGUAUGGGUUAUCCCCAGCUCACCCGCUCUCUACCUUUCCGUAUCUCAGAGUUCCGUUCUCCUACUCACGGGAGUAGUCUGAACCGCUCGGCGUCGCUAAGCUGCACUGAGCGCAGCGCUUCCGGAGAAUGCGGCUCUGUAACCGCUAGCAACAUGCAGCUCACCACCUGCCAGUACACACCAGACUUCUACGUACGGGCUCUCACUGACCUGCAGUAUGUCAAGGUAACACACUCACUUUUAACCUCUAACCCCUGCCAGUGCCAUAGAAAUGGGAAAAACUACAAUGGGAAAGCCGCUAUUUCUACAAUUGUGCUGGUUAAAAAGUUACUUUACAGAUGCCUGCGCUGCAAAAAUUGUAAGUCGUUAAUGUGACAAACUCUCUCGCAGAGUGACGCCGCCAGCCGCCAAAUUUUGUUUACCAUCAUCUAAGACUAACCCAUGUAAUGAAAUGUGACCUGAAAUAUUUCUGAAAUGAGCCCAGAAAUGUCAGCCCACUAUUCAGCUCUGCUGAGAAACUUUUUACCAGCCCAACUGAAUGGCCAGCAGUGUAGUGGAGGGUAAGCACACAUAAACGCUGUUUAUGCACCUUUUUAUUUUGCGAGAGCGUUUACCCACCUUUCGAGGAAGAACGCCUUCAAAGUAUAGGGAGCGAAUGGCGAUCAGAAUUUUCCCACCUAUUUUGCCAAAACUACAUCUCUGAUGGCCAGUGCACCCUGUGUUGUCCCUGUGAUGAUUGGCUGUUUAUUACCUCUUAUACCAUGACGCCAUACUCUCUGAAAGCACGCUUUGCUCUCUCUCUCAUAUACUUGUUCUGCCUCUUCUUUCUCAUCCUAACACUGUCUCUUUCCUCUCCUCAGAUCACACGUUCCCAGUACCAGAACGGUCUGCUGGCGUCGAGGCUGGACAGCACCCCCCAGUCCCCCGAAGGCAGCCACCCCCGUCUGGACAGCACCUCUGCUCUCCCACCCCCCAUCACCCCACCAGCCCCUCCCCGCACCCCCCUCCCUCUGGCCACCACACCUUUCAAGCGCCCCCUUGCCCUUACCCAGCCCACCCCCCCUCCCACCAACCGUACCCCCUUACCCCAAACCACCACCCCCACCCAAGUCAACCCCCGCCCGGCCCUGCCCCAAUCCACCCCUCCUCCCACCAAAGGCACCCCUCUUCCUCAAACACCUCCUCCCCCCUCCUCGGGUGCACGCACCACUCACCCGCCUCCUCCCUCCACCUCCUCUCUCCCCCACCCACCUCCUCCCUCUACCUCUCUCCCCCCCAAAUCCCCCUCUUCCGCGAGGCCAGGGGGGGAGAACGGGCCGGGUGAGAAAACCUCUCUGCUCUCUGAGCAGCUGCAAAACUGCCUAGGUGGCACACGCAGGCCCAGUUACCCACAAACACACACACAACACCCUCACACACACCAACACCCGCACAUACAGGUGCACACCAUCAGUCACGCACACACAGAGAGCACCAUCUGACAACAACCCCUGCGGGGGGGGGGGGGUUUGUUAAGAUUAGUAAAAAAUCAAUACACAUACACACACGCUCAAGUUUUGUUGGCCGUGGACUGACACUACCCCUGGAGCACUGGAAGAUUCUAAGGAGUAAAGUGCAUUGUGGGAAUCCUCAUGUCUCUGUCCUCCUUCUAUCCGCCCACCUACCUCUCAAGAUGGGGAGAAGAGAGAGACGGGGAACACUGGUGCAUUACACACUUGUGCAGAGGUCCGUGUGUGUGAUGGUCUCGUCUCUGUCAUACGGUGUGUGUAUGUGUGCGUGUGGAUACAACGUGUGUUUGUUCGUUUUACGGUGGCUGCAGGCACAGCCUGGGAUCAGCUUUGUUGAUGAGGAGGACGGGGGAGAUACACCACCACGUAUAGCAUGUUUAUAAUAUGUGUUAAUUCUCUGCACUUAGGUUUUGGGUAUAAAUACAUAUAGGAAAAUGACCUGUAGUGACAGCAAAUUUUUUUUAAAGAGAAAUAUACCGAUAUUUAGAGAUUAAUGCAUUUUAGCUUAGUGUUCACUGUGAACCCUCACCUACAUGCACCUGUGUUCUCUCUAAAACACUUCCUGUCCCACUCGCCCUCCCACAUACCCCGUUUACAUGGCAAUGACAUUCGAAGGGGAUUGUUAAAGAUGGUGAAUCUUGAGUUUGGGGACUGUUGACACAGGGGCUCGACAGGAGUGUAGCGGUUUGUGUGUGAACCUCCUGAGCUGCGUCUCAUUUCGGAAAGUUUGUGAAAUGAAACAGCCCUAGGAGUGGUUGACCACCUGACCCUGUCAGGCCUAUCAGGCUGCGGUGGGGGGGUGGGCUUGCUGGAGGGAAGGAGUUGGCUGGCUAAUUGACUGACAGGUGGGUUUCUUUACCAUGAACCCACCUCCUGACCAGAGAUGUGACGUAUAUUAUAUGAUGAAUUAUUUAAAUAUAAAUAUAUUUAUUUUGCAUUACAGAUUACUUUAUGUAUUUUGAGAUUAAUUUGAUGUCAAUGUUUUAUAUUCUAUAGAUUUUAUUUUUAUUUUGUUGAAGACUCAAAACUCCAUGUACUGUGACUGAUGACACUGACACUCCUGAACAGAGACUUUGCUACUGUACCGCAAUCAACUCCCCCAGAACCUACAAAGUCUCAUACACACCUAACUGAACAGAGCUCAAUUCAACUAUGAUACUAGAUUCCCUUUCUGUUUGUAUUAUUGUAUAAUUUCACUAUGAUACUAGCUCAACUUCCUAUUUGUGAACAGAGCUCAAUUCCACUACAAUGCUAGCUCAUUUUCCUGUUUGUAUCAUUUCACAUAAUAAGCAGUGGACUAUUGCAGUGGUUUAACAUGAUUGGCUGCUUUGGUGUGAUGUCACAAUGGAGUUUAGAGUUCUGAGUGUUACUGUGUGAUGUCACAAUGGAAUAUAGAAUUCACUGUUUUCAGGGGUGAUGUCACCAUGGAGUUAAAAUUCCACUUUGUGAUGCCACAAUGGAGUUGAGUUAAGAGUUUUAGUGUGUGAUGUCACAAUGGAGUUCAAAGUUCCAUUUGUGAUGUCACAAUUAAGUUUAGAAUUGAGAGUUUUACUGUGUGAUAAUACAAUCAGCGAGGGGUUGUUGCUAAUGACUUGAAAAAAGGCACGCCACCUCCACCAUAAUGUUCCCUUACCAUUUACAUUGUAUGUACUCUAAAAAGACAUUCCAAAACAGGGGAUCCACAAUUGACCCUUCAGAUUCAAUCUGAUGUAGGAUUUAUUGUGUGUAUAAAUGAAACUGUUACACGCACUGUGCCCAGGCGUUGCUGUCUUAGAGAUUACUACGUGUUUCCCUCACCGUGCAUUUGCUAUGGAUGGAGGGCAGACCAGACAUAUAAUGCUGUUAGCACCUACCUAUCUUGAUCCCCAGAAAUAUAUUAUAAGUGACAAUUAAGUAACUCAAGCAACGGUCAACAUGAAGAAAAACAAUUUUUGGGGAAUAGUUUUUUUUACGCAUACAAGUUUAUUUAUAAGUAAAUCACUUUAGAGCGACGAGGUAGAACUGAGUAUUUAUUCCAAAGCAUUUCAGUAAGAUCUGUUCCACAGGGAAGAGUUCCUACCUGCAUUUUAAGAGUAUAGCAGCUCCUUAGAAUUGGAAUUAAUAGAACUGACGCCCCUCAGUACAGGGUAUUGAAUGGGGUCGUCCAUUCUAGGAUUUCUAAGUCUAUGGUGGGUGCAGCCUUACACACUACUACACCCAGAAACACUAGACCUGACUGCUGGUUCACAUAGGUCCCUUAUAGCAUUGGGUCUUACUGGUUCCGUUACAUCACUGUGUUAGUUCCCAGUCUAGCCACUGGUUGGCUGCGAGGCUCCUAGUAUGUACUGGGAACGGUCAUAUAAUGAAAGUGUUGUUCGACUACUUAGAAAUGUUGUAUUUAUUUAAAAAGUAAUAAUAUUCUGUUCUUUUUGUUCUGUGUUCUCUCAUGUGAAACGGGCUUUCAUUUUUGACAAGCAAUUUCAUCUGUCAACGGGUUACUGGGACAAAGGAAGAGAUUUGUUAUAUAUUUCCUGCUUGUACUAUGUUACUGUGAAUACUACUGUAUAUGCCUAUAUGGAACACAUGUAUAAAGUAGCCUCUGUGAGAAUACUUACCGGAGAUAACAACUUUUAUCUCCUUAAACUGACAUUUUACUAGGAAGAUAUUGAAUGAGCAAUAAAAACAUUGCUCUGUUUUGACCUCAAAGAACAUUUCUAUCUUUCUCUCAAAUUCAUUUUUUUCCCGUUGAAGUAGCGUUCUGUAGCAUGUAGUAGCAUUCUGACCAUGAUUUGUCAUUAGACAUGAAUGACCAAAGUCGCAGCACUGUUAGUGUAGCUGUUAGCUUAUGUUAUGUCUGGGCAGACUGAAUUACCUUGCCCUUCACUAGCACUCCUCCUUUCCCUCAUAUCCUUUCCUUUCCCAUUCUUCUUUCCUCUCCUCUCCUCUCUUCCUCCCUACUCUGCUACUUUCCUUACCCUCUCCCCCAGCUUCUCUCCCCUCACACCCCCUCUUCUCCCCUCCUUCCCUUUCUUCUCCUCCUCUCCUGCCGUUCAAGUAAUAUUGAAAUUCCUUGACUGCUGGUCUAAACAGUCCUAUAAGCUCUUUUUAAUGUCCAGAUCCUUCUAGUUGGUGGUUGGUUCCUGGCGGGAGGGCAAGGCUUAACUGGCAGCCAGGCUCUGCUCUGCUGUGUUGUUAGCUCAGCCCCAGUGUGAUUAUUCGACCUAAGCGAGGAGGGUUUAAGAUUUCUGGUGCUGUAUUCUCAGACCAGGGACAGCUUUUCCACUGUGGAUGAUUAACUCACCUGUGUAUAGUAGAAGUGAUGACUGAGGAGACAAAGGGGUGUCAUACUAGCCUGGUCCCAGAUCUGUUUGGGCUCUCCGCCAACUACUAUAUGACCAUUGUCACGUCGAUGACCAUACAGGAGUUGGCAAGAUGGCACAAACAGAUCUGGGUUCAGGCCAGUGCCAUACAGGGCGGCAGGUAGCUUAGUGGGUAAGAGCGUUGUGCCAGUAACCGAAAGGUCGCUGGUUCUAAUCCCCGAGCCGACUAGGUGAAAAAAUCUGUCGAUGUGCCCUUGAGCAAGGCACUUAACCCUAAUUGCUCCUGUAAGUUGCUCUGGAUAAGAGCGUCUGCUAAAUGACAAAAAAAUAAAAAUAUAUUUUUUUUAAAUUAAAUUAAAUUAUACUGCUAGCCUGGGUGCUUGGGAACCAGAACCCCCACAAUGGAAUAGAACACUGUCCUCCAAGAAGGAUGUUUUUUGUGUACAUUGAAUUAGAAUGAGUUCAAUGAUUAUAGACACUACAGUCUAAUACAGGUUACUCAGACAGAGAUAAGCACACUAUUCCAGGGUCAAUCCCAUAUGUAAACACACACACUGUCAGUCUGACAGUGACUAGGGGUCUGGCCUCCAGGUACACACACAAUCUCUUUCUCUCUGCUAGAGUCUUCCACGAGAAGCUGGUCAGUGAUCAAGUUCUAAAGGUUAUAUUAUUUAUUUAUUACAUGAAGUUAGUUGUGGAAAACAAGCACUCCAAACCCUAUGACUUUCAUGUUUAGUGACUGAUCAGCAGUAAGUUCCAUGGUAGAGACUCAGAUGUUUCUUCCUUUCUGUUAUUUUCUUUUCUUAGAGGGGGAUGUUGAUUGAAGAGUAAAUGCCUGUAACUCCAUCUUACCCCUGGGUUGUUUAACUUAAAGCAAUAUGUACAUACUGUUUUAUAAUAAUGACUUUGGAUGGAGCUGUGAAGAAGUCGAUAUAGGGUUAAUAAACCUGAGUUAUAUUUCUCUACAUAAACUACCAUGUCUCUUUUUAUUUAACUGUCUAUGUUCACUGUUUUUCCCACAUAGUUGAGUCAAACGUACAAAACGGAUGAAGAAUUUCCCACAAUUGUAAUGUCAACAGUAGUCCACAAAGAUUAGUGACUGUUGGCAAACAGUAGAGGUAUGUGACAAAGUAGGCUAAGUAGCAAAAGGUAAACAAAAAUGCUCUGUGGUGCAUAACUUCACAACAGCACAAAGUCAUCUAGUUCAGUUUGUUAGGAACAAAGUAUGCAGGUGCAGUAGAUGCAGAUAGGAAUUUAACUUCCACUGCGUGUCCAUGCUGUGUUUUCAUUUGGGUUACAUGGUAGCUAGAGUUUGGCUCAGUGACAGAUCCUUCACAGGAAUCCUUAAUCAGUAGCCAUGUUUUAACUGACCCAGUGUGUGUGACUGUUUAGGAUUCUCUUGUGGUGAUUUUAUCCCAAAGUACAUGGCUAUGUAUCAGAGGUAGCUGUCUGUGCACAGAGUUUGUUGACUGUCCCUAUUAGGCGCUGGUCUGCAGUAAGUUGUGUGCCCUCCCCAAAAUGGUUGAGGUUAGGAUAUAGGGAGGGAGGGUAAACUGAUCCUAGAUCUGUGUUUUCAUUGCACAGAACAAAGCUGAUGAUAACAAUAUACAUCAAACGAAAGAAAACAAAAAAAGUCAGGCAAAUCUGGAUGACUAAAUAAUGCAUUUGCAAUAGUUACAUAGUCAUUAGGCUGCCUAAAUCAUCUCUAUUAUGCGUCAAGGAAUAUUGACGAAUCCCCUUUAAUUUUGACUUGUUUUCAAGACUCCCAAACAAAGAUGGGCGUGGCACGAUCCUCAUUUUCCCUGCACCCAUUGGAUGUCAACAGCCAUGGAAUCUCAUUGGUUAAUUUCUGAGAAACUGGGUUAAGUUUACGAAGAAACUGCGUCCAUUGCGGCUCCGAACGAGAGCAGCGGAUGACACUAAGCCAAUGCACUUUCUCCACAAAAUGGCGUCAAAAGGGAACCAGUUUCUCUCUGAGCGCUGUGUGGCUCGCAGCGGGGAGCUGCGAGGGCAGGCAGUCACAUGAUUCGCGCAGAGCCCAGCUGCCCAAUUCCAAUAUGGUGGCCAGCUUGGCAGACCUACGGUUCUUGUUGAUGAUAUUGUUGCUCUGCGGGAGGAUCGGGGACGGCGCCUCCAGCCAGCAAGCCCCGCGAGUUCUGGGGUUGCGACUGGAGGACCCAGAAGGCCGUGUGUAUAUGAAGGAGAGGAUCAUCUCUGCGCCGCAAGGGGCCAGUUUCAUGCUCCGGUUGUUCGGCUCGGAUCUGAAUGGGACAUGGCCGUGGGUGGCGUUCGCUGGGGUUAGACGUGGGGAGGCUGGUGCGGUGGGGGAUGCAGCCGACCCGUGCGGGCAGGAGACCCGCCGUGACACCUCCGCCUUCCAGAUUACCGGGGAGUUCACGGCAGACGAGGAGUACAGCGGGCUGAUAGAGGUAAAGGUGCGGGACAAGAGCAGCAUGUAUCCCGCUGCAUCCUCCACGGGAGGAGGGGAUGAUUCCAACCCGACCUACCACCUGUGCGUGAAGAGCGGGAGUUGGGUGUCAGUGGGACCGGACAGGCUGCGGAUCAACAACGACAAAGGUCUCCCGGCGGACUACAUCCCUCCGUGGGGUGUGGCGGUGCUGAGCAUGCUGCUGAUCCUGGUGUGCGGGGUGCUGAGGAGCGUGAACCUCAGCCUGCUGUGGCUGGACCCUCUGGAGCUCUAUGUCCUGCACAGCUGCGGCUCUGAGGAGGACAAACGGGCCGCCAAGCGACUCGAGCCCAUCCGGAGAAGAGGCAACUUCCUGGUGGGUCCCUAACACACACACACACACACACACACACAAAUAAACACCAGGAUUUGGGGGGUCUCCAAUUUACACCAGUCCUGUAGAGCUAUACUUCCGGGUAUAUAGGCUUUUGUUCCAUCCCAGCACGAACACACCUGUUUCAGAUAAUCAGUUCGUGUCUGGAUUGGAACAAAAGCCUACACACCCACCCAGUAGCUCUCCAGGACCGGAGACCCCUGCACUUCCCUCAAGAAUAUUCAGAUGUAUGACAUCCCUCUGGCUCCACACUAUCUAACUCCACAUCGCUCCACUCUUGGUUCUAGGUGUGUUCCCUGCUUUUCCUGUGCGCUCUGGGUCAUUCGGUUAUAGGUGUGCUGCUCUACCGGGCCCUGGGUUCCAUAGCGCCCGCAGUCUUCACCAGCGGGUUCCUCAUCUUCCUGGUGUCAGAGCUGGUACCACACAUAGUGUGUUCCGGCUACGGCUUCCAGCUGGCCCCGGGCCUCACCUGGCUGGCACAGGUCUGUAUGGAGAAGUUUUUAAAAAGCAAGGGUUGUGUUCCUCUGCUCAGACAUGCAGGAUCUUACAACACCUGGAUAGGUAUUCUAUCAGCUAACCACAUCAUAUGUUAUAGCAAUCUAGUGCCCGACGGCACAGUCGAUGACGUGGCACUCAACCAUUGGUUGAUGCGUGCAACGUCUGAGCAGGGGAACACGACCCUUGACUAGGUGACUCAGGUGAGCUACUUCAGGGCUACAACAAAAUUGUGAAAUGUCUGGGGAUCCCUGAGGAAAGGUUUGAGAACCACUGCCCUAAUGAACACAACCUAAUUUUCCUUUAGCAUCUAGUGGGACGGGUGGCUUCUAGCACCCUUUAUCAUAGUUUUUCUUAAUACAAUAUAAUUUAACAGGCUCCUCCUUUCUCUAACUCCCAGGUGUGUAUGGUGCUGACGUGCCCACUGUCGUGCCCACUGGGCCUGGUGCUGGAUCUAGCACUGAGGCGUGACAUCAGCACCUGCGGCGUGAGGGAGAGGGCCAUGGAGAUGAUACGCACCAAUGUCAACGACCCCUACAGGUACCUGACACACACACACACACACACACAUACAGAUGACCGUGUAUUUGUGUUGUGUUCAUGGGUGGCACACACUGCUCUAUGGAUGGGGUGGCCAACAGGUGCAGGUUUUUGUUCCAGCCUAGCAUUAACCUGAUCAUGUUGGUGAGUGCUGGGCUGUAACAAAAGCUUGUACUCUCAUAGGGCUCUAGCACUGUAGUUAUCCUUCCUCUGCCUAGGGUUUUUGAGCAUUUGUAAAGUUCUUUUGAAGGCGCUAUAUAUGAUAUACAUGUAAUCCAUCCAUUCUCAUCAUUGUUGUGAUUCCAUUGCAGUGAAUUUGUGAAGGAGGAGUUUAGCCGUGGUGCGCUGCGCAGUAAGACGGUGGAGGACAUCCUGACUCCGCUCAAGGACUGUUUCAUGCUGUCUUCCACCGCUGUGCUGGACUUCUCCACCAUGUCAGAGAUCAUGCAGAGUGGAUACACACGUGUCCCCAUCUACGAAGAGGAGAGGUGGGCAGAUGGACCACACACACACACACUGACACACACAUGAAGGGACACACACCAAUGACUGGUUAGAUGAACGGACAAAGCCAUCGAUCACGUGACACCAUUCAUUCUUAUGUGAAGACUCAAUAGUGCAUUGAAGAAAAAUGAAGUCGGUUAAGAUGGCGUCUCAUGGAGACAUAACAUGUGCAGUUUGAGCUACUCCAGGAAGUGACGUUGCAGUAACUCAAGUUGAAGGCCAACCUGGUUACUGCAGCAACUAAAUUAUCCUUAUAACUUCUUCUGUGUGCGAUUUUUAAAAUAAUCGGUGCGUCAUGCAUCUGGUCUAUCAUAAGCAAUAAUUGGUACCGCUGGUAUAAAACUUUUUUUUUUACAUAAUGCUUGACCACGAAGAUCGCCAUUUUUCUAUUCACUAUAAUGGGGGAUCCUGUUACUGCUAACAACGCCUGCAGGAUCGCGGUCGGCCUUGAACUUCUGUGUUUUGAAUGAGGGUAGGGGGGGGGGGGGGGGGGGGGGGUUGGGAGUCAUUCUCCCCUGAUUCACACAUGCAUACACGCACUAACAGGUAUCUAAUGUAAUUUACACAGAUCCAAUAUCGUGGAGAUACUGUACGUGAAAGACCUGGCUCUGGUCGACCCUGACGACUGUACUCCCAUGACAACUAUCACCAAGUUCUACAACCACCCUCUGCACUUUGUCUUCAACGACACCAAACUGGACGCCAUGCUGGAGGAGUUCAAGAAAGGUGAGACUGUGAGAUCCCGAGUGGCGCAGUGCUAGCUGUGCCACUAGAGAUCCUGGUUCGAAUCCAGGCUCUGUCGUAGCCGGCCGUGACCGGGAGACCCAUGGGGCGGCGCACAAUUGGCCCAGCGUCGUCCAGGGUAGGGGAGGGAAUGGCCGGCAGGGAUGUUGGUAGAGCAUGGUGUUUGCAACGCCAGGGUUGUGGGUUCGAUUCCCGCGGGGGGCCAGUAUGAAAAAUAAAUACAAAUAUGUAUGUACUCACUAACUGUAAGUCGCUCUGGAUAAGAGCGUCUGCUAAAUGACUAAAAUGUAAUGUAAAAUGUGAUAGCCAAUAAAGUCAAGUCAUUUCUUUAAUGUCACCUACAUAGGCCUGCCUUGUGAAAAGCCAAAGUUGUGAUCGGUUUAUGAAUUCACCCUUGAUGGGCCCAGCUCUCCUGACCUUUCACCCCUUUCUCCAGGAAACUCAGCCCUGGCCAUCGUUCAAAAGGUGAACAAUGAGGGGGAGGGAGACCCGUUUUACGAGGUGCUGGGAUUGGUCACCUUGGAGGACGUCAUCGAGGAGAUCAUCAAAUCAGAGAUCCUAGAUGAGUCCGACGGAUACAGUAAGAGACAGAGAUUUUGUGCGUGUUUGUGUGUGAAAAUUAAGAGAAUGUACAAGAGUGUGUGUAUGUGAAAUUAGAUACAGAGAGAGUAUGUGUUUGUGCAAUGGGUUACUGGGUAAGAGGACAGUAUUUGUAUUUAGUAUCGUUGAUAGAAUGUUCUUCUGUCUUCCUACAAUUGAUAUCCCUCCUCUCCUGCCCUCUCUGUCCUCCUGUUCUAACCCCUCUCCCUCCACCCUGUCUCUCUGUAGUCGACAUGAAGGUGAAGCGUCCUCUGGCCCCUCUGGAGAUUUCCCUGGAGCCUCGCAGUGUCCACGAAGAGUUCUCUCUGUUCAAACUUCCUGAGGGCGAACCCAAGAUCCGCACCUCACCUCAGCUACUGCUGGCCACACACCGCUUCCUGUCCAGAGGUGAGGGUGGGAGUAUGUGUGUGUCUGCGUUAGAAAGACUCCUUAAAAUGAGUAAAUGAAACACACAGAGACACCCACACUCCUCUCAUGUAUCCAGCCUGUUGUGACUCGAACCCUCCGACUCUGUCAGUGGUUUACCAGGACAGCGACAGUUUAACACCACUAGUAAUGAUUCCAUCACUGAAAUAGAAGUAAAUGGAAACAAGCUAAAUACUCACAGUGGAAAAUAUGCAGGAAUGGAUAUUCAACAGGCAUAGUUCAUCUGCAUGUGCUGUAGGGCGUAGUCUUUGGAUGUGAGUCUCUGUUGUUUGACCUUUCUCUGUCCUCUUCAGCUGCUUGACAUGGGUCAAUUUAAGCCCCUAAGGUUUGGACUAAAAAUAAAACAGAAUGUAGACUACAAUAGACUAGACUAGCUAGUUACAAUAGCUUUUCUUUUCUAAUUACAAUUGAGUAUACUUUUGAACAGUGAUGAAACCAUAGGCCAGGGGUCAACAACCCUGCUCCUGCAUAGUUGCGUGGUGUGCAGGCUUUUGUCCCAGCCCAACACAAAUGUAUUGGAUAACGAAAGCAACACAGACCUGUGUAUUUGGCAACACGCUUGUGCAAAGCAAUGACAAUGUGUGUCCUGGAAAGGUCCUGAGGAGGUGCUGUUCCAGUGUGUGUGUCUGUGUCCUCUGCUGUAACUGUGUGUGUGUCUCCUUACAGAGGUAGAACACUUCAAUCCAGCCCGCGUGUCAGAGAAGGUGUUAUUCCACCUGCUGCGUCACCCCAGUGUCAACCAGGAAGUCCACUUUGACCCCUCCAACCGCCUGAGCGCAGACCACUACCUUUACACACGCAACCACCCCGUAGACUACUUCAUACUGCUACUACAGGUCAGUGUGUGUGUUUUGUCUGUCUGUGUCCAUGUGACCAUUACUUCAACCACCCCUUAUAGUCCUUCAUGCUGCUACUACAGGUCUGUGUAUAUGUGUGUUACUACAGAUGUUUGUGUGUGUUGUCACAUGCAUAUGUUUUACUUUAACUGACUAUCUAUGUAGGGCCGUGUGGAGGUAGAGAUCGGUAAAGAGGGCUUGAAGUUUGAGAACGGAGCAUUCACAUACUACGGUGUGUCUGCACUCACAGCGCCAACCUCAGGUAAGCCACAGAACUGCAGGACACACGAGUACCUCACUACCAUUACCUGGGUCGAGCUCAUUAGGGCUCUCGAUGGAAUAAGAAAAUAAUAAACGUUUCACAACGGGAAACAAUAAUGAGGGUUUUUUUUUUUUGGGGGGGGGGGGUGAGUCCAGUCCAUUUUCUUCCGUUUCAUACUCUGUGAUGUAUCACACCACAACAUUCGCAAGCUAGUGCUUUUAUCUUGAGUUCCAGGCUACCAGUGUCAUUUACAUAUAAUCUGUUAUUUGAUUUCGUAAUGCAAAGUUGGUGUCAUAAUUUCAUGCUGUAUUUCAACGAGGUGGCACAGUUUGACAGGGAAACACAAAAUGAGCUGACACAGGGGUUCUGUCCCUUGAGAUUCCUGUGAACUUCAGUGCAACACCGUCGUAGCAUAAGUGUACUGGGUGGCACAAAAUGAGCUGAGGCCAGUGUUAGUGUGUGUGCGUUUGUUUGAUGCACUUGUGUGUGUCCAGUGCACCAGUCUCCAGUGUCGACCCAGCGUCGUUCUCCCAGGGAUCCGUUUGAGUUGGGAGACGCCACCAGCCCGUCCAGCUACUGUCCCGACUACACCGUCCGUGCCCUCACUGACCUGCAGCUCAUACGGGUGAGAGUGUGUCUGUGUUAGAACCUGUGUGUGAGGGUGAGUGUCAUGAGUGCCUCCGUAUGUGUGUCUUCCUCUGUGUGUGUGUUUGUCAGACUCACAGUGCCCUCCCUCUGCCAGGUGACUCGCAUGCAGUACCUGAAUGCUCUGAUGGCGUCACGUGUUGGCCAGAGCCAAGACCCUUCUGA
Molecule: messenger RNA, 40283 nt
Organism: Coregonus sp. 'balchen'
Lineage: Eukaryota; Metazoa; Chordata; Actinopteri; Salmoniformes; Salmonidae
Source: the annotation of a GenBank genome assembly